AUGGUAAUGCAGUUUCCGGAGUUAGAAAAUCCAGGUCAAAUUAGUCCUUGUCACAGCUGCACGUCGUUGGGAUUUGCCAUGGAAAUGAUGAGCAUGAAGCCUGCUAAAGGUGUACUAACAGAACAAGCAGCAGGUCCUCUGGGACAGAAUCUAGAAGUGGAACCAUACUCACAAUACAACAACAUUCAGUUUCCCCAAGUUCAACCACAGAUUUCCUCAUCUUCCUAUUAUUCCAACCUGGGUUUCUAUCCCCAGCAGCCUGAAGAGUGGUACUCUCCUGGAAUAUAUGAACUCAGGCGAAUGCCUGCUGAGACUCUCUACCAGGGAGAGACUGAGGUAGUGGAGAUUCCUGUGACAAAGAAGGCCCGACUGGGUGCAUCAGCAGGGAGAAUAAAAGGGGAUGAGCUAUGUGUUGUUUGUGGAGACAGAGCAUCCGGUUACCACUAUAAUGCACUGACCUGUGAGGGGUGCAAAGGUUUCUUCAGGAGAAGCAUUACCAAAAAUGCUGUGUACAAGUGUAAAAACGGGGGCAACUGUGUGAUGGACAUGUACAUGCGAAGGAAGUGCCAAGAGUGUCGACUAAGGAAAUGCAAAGAGAUGGGAAUGUUGGCUGAAUGUAUGUAUACAGGCUUGUUAACUGACAUUCAGUGUAAAUCUAAAAGACUGAGGAAAAACGUGAAGCAGCACGCAGAUCAGACCAUUAAUGAAGACAGUGAAGGACGUGACUUGCGACAAGUGACCUCGACAACUAAGUCAUGCAGGGAGAAAACUGAACUCACCCCAGAUCAACAGAAUCUUCUUCAUUAUAUUAUGGAUUCAUACAGCAAGCAGAGGAUGCCUCAGGAAAUAACAAAUAAAAUUUUAAAAGAAGAAUUCAGUGCAGAAGAAAAUUUUCUCAUUUUAACUGAAAUGGCUACCAGUCAUGUACAGAUUCUCGUAGAAUUCACAAAAAAACUUCCAGGGUUUCAGACAUUGGACCAUGAAGAUCAGAUUGCUUUGCUGAAAGGGUCCGCAGUUGAAGCUAUGUUUCUCCGUUCAGCUGAGAUUUUCAGUAAGAAACUUCCAGCUGGACAUGCUGACCUAUUGGAAGAGAGAAUUCGAAAGAGCGGUAUCUCUGAUGAAUAUAUUACGCCUAUGUUUAGUUUUUAUAAAAGUGUUGCAGAAUUGAAAAUGACUCAAGAAGAGUAUGCUCUGCUUACAGCAAUUGUUAUUCUCUCUCCAGACAGACAAUACAUUAAGGACAGAGAGGCAGUAGAGAAGCUUCAGGAACCACUGCUUGAUGUGCUACAAAAGUUGUGUAAGAUUCAUCAGCCUGAAAAUCCUCAACAUUUUGCCUGUCUUCUGGGUCGCCUGACUGAGUUGCGGACAUUCAACCAUCACCACGCAGAGAUGCUUAUGUCAUGGAGAGUGAAUGACCACAAGUUUACCCCGCUUCUCUGUGAAAUCUGGGAUGUGCAGUGAUGGGCAUUUCAGGGGCAGGGUCUAGCUCUUCAUUUUCCUCAUAAUAUAAAUCCUAUAUAUAACUUUCCUUUAUUUCAUUUGUACCUGGUUUUAUGCAAGAA
This is a messenger RNA of Eubalaena glacialis (North Atlantic right whale), 1562 nucleotides long. RefSeq names its product nuclear receptor subfamily 1 group H member 4 (gene NR1H4). Gene Ontology annotation, biological process: negative regulation of inflammatory response; positive regulation of transcription by RNA polymerase II; bile acid signaling pathway. Gene Ontology annotation, molecular function: zinc ion binding; nuclear receptor activity; RNA polymerase II cis-regulatory region sequence-specific DNA binding. The transcript has 9 exons. The record is from RefSeq and is a predicted model, not a curated record. The coding region runs from base 1 to 1461 and encodes 486 amino acids. NCBI's taxonomy places the organism in Eukaryota, Metazoa, Chordata, Mammalia, Artiodactyla, Balaenidae.